UGUUGUGUUUCCGGGCUGCGCUUUCUCUAUGUAAUUUGUUCCUAGUUUUUCUAAAUCAACGCUUGAAAUUGGUAUUUCCUCCCUUUUGCUUUUCUUUCGUUUUAACUGGCAUUUUUUUUUUCCUUUUCAGUGGAACUCAUGCCGCAGGACUGCGUUCCGGAUUCAACCGCUUAAUUUUAGUCUGUUUUGCUACACCUGUAAGCUAGCUAGCCUGUUAGCGUGUGGUAGCUAAAUAGAAGGAUCCUAUGCUAGCUCCAUAACGGUGGCCCUAGGAUCACUGAUGGCAGCUCGGCAGCCCUUCACAGAUACGGACACUGCGGAUGAAGCGGUCAGGGCGACCUGUGACGAUGCAACCAUCUGUAAAAGGUUUGCUACCAGUAAAGGCUACUGGAAGGACUCCUGUCUUCAGUACUUUGUCAGGAAUGUAGGAGAGCGGAAGGCUCCUGAAAUCAACAGAGGUUACUACGCUCGGGUUAAAGGGGUCAACCUUCUCCUUGAUGCAUUUCUAAGGAAAACAGAAUGUCAAUGUCAAGUAAUCAACCUGGGUGCCGGCCUGGACACCACCUUUUGGAGACUAAAGGAGCAAAACUUGUUACCGAAGAAGUUCUUUGAAGUGGACUUUCCAACUGUGGUGGCCAGGAAGAUCCACUAUAUAAAGACAAAGCCGCCCCUGUCCAAACCCAUCAUUGAUAUGCACUCCGCUGACUCAUUACUACUAGAGCCCCACGCCCUCGACUCGGAUCGUUACUGCAUCAUUGGGGCCGACCUCAGAGACAUCUCAAACUUGGACGACAAACUGAAGAAGUUCCAGCUCAACACAGAGUUACCUACGUUGUUCUUAGCAGAGUGUGUUCUGGUUUACAUGAAUCCAUCGCAGUCCUGCAACCUUGUUCACUGGGCAGCAGAAACAUUUCACACAGCCAUGUUUAUAAACUACGAACAGGUGAACAUGAGUGACCGAUUCGGUCAGGUGAUGGUGGAGAACCUGCAGAGGCGCCAAUGCUCAUUGGCUGGAGUCGAGGCCUGUCAGUCUCUGGAUUCUCAGAAAGAGCGUUUCCUGGCAGCAGGCUGGGAGCAGGCCAAUGCUCUGGAUAUGAUGACGGUUUACGGUAUUCUUCCUCAGGAUGACGUGGCAAGAAUCGAGCAGUUGGAGUUCCUGGACGAGCGGGAGCUGCUGCAGCAGCUUCUCCAGCACUACUGCAUCUGCUGGGCCACCAAGGACAAACUCAACUUGGGCUUGUCCCAGCUGGCGUUCUGAGGCGCUC
Molecule: messenger RNA, 1265 nt
Organism: Cyprinodon tularosa
Lineage: Eukaryota; Metazoa; Chordata; Actinopteri; Cyprinodontiformes; Cyprinodontidae
Gene: lcmt1
Product: leucine carboxyl methyltransferase 1
Exons: 11
Coding region: 281-1258 (325 amino acids)
Biological process (GO): C-terminal protein methylation
Cellular component (GO): cytosol
Molecular function (GO): protein C-terminal leucine carboxyl O-methyltransferase activity
Source: RefSeq, a predicted model, not a curated record